Molecule: messenger RNA, 2616 nt
Organism: Mycotypha africana
Lineage: Eukaryota; Fungi; Mucoromycota; Mucoromycetes; Mucorales; Mycotyphaceae
Exons: 4
Coding region: 1-2616 (871 amino acids)
Biological process (GO): regulation of DNA-templated transcription
Molecular function (GO): zinc ion binding; DNA-binding transcription factor activity, RNA polymerase II-specific
Source: RefSeq, a predicted model, not a curated record
AUGGUGAUGGAGCGUAAGGGAAAGAUAACUCCCUGCGAAGGCUGUCGAGAAAGAAAGAAAAAAUGCUCUGCGGGUCAGCCUUGCGAGAGAUGCAUGCGUCUUGGAAUCCAAUGCUUCUACUUAAAGUCAGUAACACCACCACGAAUAGAUCGCUCCGAUUCAGCACGUAGUCAAGAGUUACAACAUCAUGUUGAAGUACUCGAUGAUAUAUUGAGAAAUAUGGAAAGAGAACUGCAUCUAUUGAAAAUUCCUUUGGUAGGACAAAAUGAAAAAAACAAUACGUGCAUAAUGUCAAACAGUAUGCCGUCAAUUGCUGAUAAAUUCCUCAAUAUUCGAUCACCCCACGAAAAGAGCCGUAAUAUAUCAAGUGAUCUCUCUGCACCUUCAUCAGCGUUGGUACCUACUAGAAAAACAACCACAGUGCAACCAUCAGCGGCUACUUCAUCCCCGAAGGCUGGAGUAGUAGAAUCAUCAUCAGCAUUCAGCAGCAAUUGGCAAAUAAAAUUGAGGAAAGAUGGUACUAUCAGCAUAACCACCGACAUUCUAAACUAUGCCAAUUUAUCAAAGCAUCUGGAAGCACUCGGCAUUUCUUCAACUGCGAAACUCACUACACCGCUCAUUCGACAACCUACAUUAGGCUCUUUGUCAGCAAGUGGUGGUUAUUUACAUCGCCGUGUAUUGCCCAGUAGUCUCCGUAAAGGCAAUUUCAAAGCGAUUUUAUCAUGUAUAAAGGAUUUAGACGAAAAAGAGCAGCAAAAAAUGCGGCAAUUAGCAACUACAACCACUGUAAAUGCAGCUUCUUCAUCGACUUUAUCGUUUGGGACUGGCAAUAUAACUUCCCUUUUACCACCAACAGCAAGUCUACCCUUAACUAGUAGUAAUUACUCCCCGCCUACUAUAGCAGCGACCACAACCUCAGACAUACGUAACACUGCUGUUUCCAACACCAUUAUCAAUGUUACCGCACCUCCCAUCGUCGCGGAAAUACCUGAUAUUGUUUCCCGGCUUGUAAAUGCUUACUUUACGUGUCAAUUCUUCAACCGUGUCAUCUGCCACCAAAAGACCUUUUACGAUCUAUUUAUACGCAACAAACAGUCCAACGAAAUUAAUUCUUCGCUGGUUCCUUGUUCGAUUGCUGCAGCUGUUUUGACUAUGCAUUGUCAAUCUGCUACGGCCUCAAGAGGCUCAUAUUUAUUUGGACAUUGCGAUCCGAAUACAACAAAUUUUGGCUAUAAAGUUCCGCCUGCCGAAAUAUCAACUACAGACUCAUCCCCAAAGGAUAGCAAUUAUCAGCAUUGUACUACUGAUCAUACCCUCCAGACUACUUCUAACACUAUCUUAGCUAAUUUUGAACCUUAUUUUAAAGCUGGUACCGAUCUCAAGUUCAAAAAGGUUCUGAAAAAAACCGCCACCAACAAAUACAUUGGCGAAUAUGAAACCUUCAAGCGCCUUCAUGCCGGCCUUCAAGACAUUAUUCAAUUUAUUCAGUUUAUCAACAAUCAACGUGGGGUUCCUGUUAAGUCCGCUCCCACUAUUGGUGCACGGCAACAAGAAAAUGUUCACACGUACCGACAUCUCUAUCUAAACUCUUACAGCCCUAUUCCUUUACCUGACGAAAACAAGCAAACUAUACGUGCUUUAUUGAUGGAAUACUUUUUGGGUCGACUUUCCGCUAUCGUAUGCCCCUUUUUUAACCGUGUACGAUGGGGUGAAGAUGAUAGGAUCCCUCUCUCUUUUUUGAUAAAGACAGAAGAGGAUUUGACAUAUCUGUAUCAUCGUUUACCCCUGGAUUAUCAGUUGUCCCCAUCAAUUUUCGAAGAUGGGAUUAGUGAUUUAGAAUUUGCUACGAGGCUGAAAGAAGAUGGAAGAUGCGACAUUGUGUCGGUAGCUAUUGCUGAACGGUAUUAUCAAUCCUUAUUAGCUGUGCAUGAACCGUUUUUACCGGUGAUCAAUCGAGUUUCAUCAUCGUUUCCGUCAAGUGAUAAUGUCGGCAAGAGCGCUGAUGAGACUGCAAGUAGUAUAUCAUUGUUGAUUGGUGAUGAGAUACGACUUCAAAGAGAACAACAACAAAAGUUAAAUCAAUUAAGAUCGAAGAAGCGGAGAAAAGGAACAAAAUCAUCAGAUAAUACUGCUACUUCGACAAAGAGUAGCAGCAAACAUUUUUUCAGUGAUAGUUCUGAUGAAGAGCACGAUAGUGAAGAAGAAUUUGAUCCCAAUGCUGUGCUAUCCAUUCAUGCACUCCGCGCCCAAAAAGUUUGUUUUAAAUAUGCUGUUACCAUUGUACGGCUGUUAGACUACCGAUGCAAUAUAUUAGAAUGCUGUGCAAUAUCGCGUCCUACAUUACUCUCUGCUUGGGACUUUCUAAUGCGCAACAGUUGUUUGGGUAUGACAGACGAGCAACUGGUUGCAUCCAAUGUACAUCAGUUCUUGUCAAAGGAAGAAAUAGAAAAAUCGAGAGAUUAUGCCCUUCGUUGUAUUGAAAUCCUACGACGAGGUUAUCUGUUUAACAAUGCUGAACGAGGCGUAUGGGAACAUUAUGAAGAGUUAGAACGUCAGUUAUUAAUGGCCUUAGGAAGAAAAAAACCGCCCACAGCUACGUAUUGGGAGCCUUUGUAA